AUGCAGAAAACAGCCAAAUAGUCAUAAAAAUUCAUGUUCGUGUAUGUCUAUGAUUCUUAGAAAUGUUGAUUUCCAAAAAUAUUUGCAACAUCUCGAGGAAUGUUAUAAACACAUUCAGAAACAAAUCCCAUUUGGAAGAAUUAAGAGAACGUAUCGUGAAAGGUCCGAGUCUUCAAGAGUUCCUUCAAAAUUCUAAUCCCCCACUAGAAGAAAAUAUAGAUUGGCAAAACUAUGAUGGGAAGUUGAAGAGAGAUAAAGGGGAAGAUCAACGUCUCAGGUUGCCCCCAUGGCUAAAGACAAAAAUACCCACUGGAAAGAACUUCUCUAAACUAAAAGAACAAUUGCGAGAUUUGAAUCUUCAUACUGUCUGUGAAGAAGCGAGAUGCCCAAAUAUAGGGGAGUGCUGGGGCGGAGGAGAACAUAAAACAACUACAGCAACCAUAAUGCUUCUUGGAGAUACUUGCACUAGGGGUUGUCGUUUUUGCUCUGUGAAAACAUCCAGGGCACCACCAGCACCGGACCCUAACGAACCAAUUAAUACUGCAACUGCUAUAGCAUCUUGGGGCCUAGAUUAUAUUGUUCUCACAUCUGUAGAUAGAGACGAUCUACAGGAUGGCGGUUCUAAUCAUUUUGCUGAAACUGUAAGGGAGAUAAAAAAGCGGAACAAAGCAAUACUUAUAGAAUGUUUAGUUCCUGAUUUUCGAGGUGACCUUGAUUGUGUGAAGACAAUAGUUGAAUCUCAACUGGAUGUCUAUGCUCACAAUAUUGAGACUGUCGAGCGAUUGACUCCUUUUGUGAGAGACAGAAGAGCUAAAUACAGGCAGUCCUUAUCCACUUUAAAAGCAGCUAAAAGUUUCAACUCCGAACUCAUAACCAAGUCCUCGAUAAUGUUGGGUCUCGGUGAAUCUGAUAAAGAAGUAGAGCAGACCUUAGUUGAUCUCAAAGAAGCACAGGUGGAUUGUGUGACUUUGGGGCAGUACAUGCAACCAACUAAACGUCACUUAAAAGUUGUGGAAUAUGUUACUCCGGAAAAAUAUAAGCAAUGGGAAGAAUUAGGGAGUGAAAUGGGAUUUUUGUAUGUAGCAAGUGGACCCCUAGUGAGGAGUUCUUAUAAGGCUGGCGAAUUCUUCAUUUCAAGUAUUUUGAAAAAUAGAAAAAUCGAUAAAGAAGUGCAAUAAGUCUUGUUGAUUAUGUUUUUAAUGUUGGGAAAGUAAAUAUAUUUUACUAUUUUUA
This is a messenger RNA of Coccinella septempunctata (seven-spotted ladybird), 1233 nucleotides long. RefSeq names its product lipoyl synthase, mitochondrial (gene Las). Gene Ontology annotation, molecular function: 4 iron, 4 sulfur cluster binding; lipoate synthase activity. The coding region runs from base 63 to 1178 and encodes 371 amino acids. Gene Ontology annotation, cellular component: mitochondrion. NCBI's taxonomy places the organism in Eukaryota, Metazoa, Arthropoda, Insecta, Coleoptera, Coccinellidae. Gene Ontology annotation, biological process: lipoate biosynthetic process. The record is from RefSeq and is a predicted model, not a curated record. The transcript is spliced from 5 exons.